UUACGAAUUCAAAGUUAUUUCUUAAAUUUUUAAAUUUAACAAAUAAUUUGCCGUAACUUCUCAGAAUGAUGAAUAAUUCAUUAUAUCUGAUAGAGGAAGAACUUAUUCCUCAAUAAGUAAAGCAUUAAAUAAAUGGAAUUUGCUUCUGUAUCUAAAUCAUCACCUCUUUUUAAACUUAGUUCCGGGUGAAUAGGAACAUCUUAUUUCUAACCGAACUUCCAGUUAGGCAGGAAAGAAGUUUCCGAUCAACCGUAUCAUCUUCACUAGUUAGCGAACCGCAAAGAUGUUAUGCAUUUUCUUCCGUUGAGAGUUUCUUUAGCUAGUCACUACUAUCCUAAUGAUUCGAUUAUUCGGAUGUUAAACUUAUUUCUGAUAUGGUAACAUUGCUCCUAAAACUUCAAGUGGUAAAGUUGUAACAAUACUUUAUGCUAUUAUUGGAAUACCAUUACUUCUGUUAUGUCUCUCUAACAUUGGAGAUGUUAUGGCUCAUUCAUUCAAAUUUAUUUAUUGGAAAGUAUGCUGUUAUUUGUGUGUGAAACCGAAGAAAAGACGCAAAACCCGAUCUACUUAUCGGCAGGCUCGUUACACUCCAGCUAAUGAAGGUACUGUGGAAUUAAGAAAGACUACACCAGACACACCCAAAGCAGAUGAUAUUAGUUCUAGCAGCUAUUACACUGCACCAAGUACAAAUUCUUCUUCAAAUCCCAACAGUCCAAUAAAUAAAACACAUUUUGACUAUUCUGAUGCUUGUAAGCUAGCAGUUAUAACCAAUAAAUAUGUUAUUCAAGGAGAGGAGAUUUUACAUCAUGCUAAUUAUAACAUUCCCGCAGAAGUAAAAGACAGCAAAUGCUGGAACCAAGCAAUCAUUCCUGAUAGCAUUGUGAAUGUCGACUUUGAUGAAAAUUCUACUGAUGAUUCUGAGCAAGAGGAGAUUACAGUUCCUAUUUUAUUGUGCUUGGCUUUAGUAAUAGGUUAUAUUUGUGGUGGCGCAGUUUUAUUCAGUUGGUGGGAAGACUGGGGUUUUCUAGAUAGUUCUUAUUUCUGUUUUGUGACUCUGACAACCAUUGGAUUUGGAGAUCUGGUGCCAGGUACUGCAGUUGUUGGAGAUGACACCCAAUUAGCUCUGGGAUUAUGUUCCUUAUAUUUAAUGUUUGGAAUGGCACUUUUAGCAAUGUCUUUUAAUUUGGUACAGGAAGAAGUAACCAAAUCAGUAAGAUGCAUUGGAAAAAGAAUUGGAAUCUUAUCAGAUGAUGAUGACGACGAUGAUGAAAAUUAAAGGUUUCAAUUUUUAAAAAACAAGAAAUAAUUCUAAUAGUUGUACAUAAUAACUUUUGUUUUUUAAGUUAUCUUUAAACAAAAAAGUAUAAAGCAAAAUAU
Molecule: messenger RNA, 1377 nt
Organism: Centruroides sculpturatus (bark scorpion)
Lineage: Eukaryota; Metazoa; Arthropoda; Arachnida; Scorpiones; Buthidae
Exons: 2
Coding region: 482-1276 (264 amino acids)
Biological process (GO): potassium ion transmembrane transport; stabilization of membrane potential
Cellular component (GO): membrane
Molecular function (GO): potassium ion leak channel activity
Source: RefSeq, a predicted model, not a curated record